AUGGAGGCUGAUCGUGGGCCAUCUCAAUCAAAAAACCAGCCUUCAUCCUUCACUCCCGCUAGCCGCAUUGCCGAGUUGAACGAGAUUGAUCGAUCUAUUUCCACACUUCUCUCGGCGGCAUCUGACGCCCUCGGCAUUUUGUCCAAUUCUCCUGCCUCUGUAUCGCAAGAAAAGGCUCUAAAAAACUCCGAGUCUGCUCGCGCGGCCUUCACAGCGGCUGCCGAGGCAUAUUUCUCUACCUUGUCGUCGAUUGAAGUUCGACUGCGCCGUCAAGUUUACGCAUUGGAAGAGGCGGAACUGAUAAGACCUGGUGAUGACAAGGAUGCGAGAAAGGGCCGAGCGUUGGGAGGUGACAGCGGUAUAACCACAGCUGGAGGCGGCCCGCUGGAUCCUAGCUGGCUGAAUGCCAGAGUGAGUGACAAGGUCGGAGAUGGGAUGAAACGAGAGCUUUUAGCUCGAGCGAGAGAGUUUGUGGAACGAGUAGGUCGUGAUACACCAGAUGGCAAUGUCGAAGCCGGAAAAUCUGGAGCGGUCCAAGGCCAUGACAAUGACGAAGAAAUGGGUUGA
Messenger RNA from Rhinocladiella mackenziei CBS 650.93, 567 nucleotides. RefSeq lists its product as uncharacterized. Lineage: Eukaryota; Fungi; Ascomycota; Eurotiomycetes; Chaetothyriales; Herpotrichiellaceae. The record is from RefSeq and is a predicted model, not a curated record. The transcript has a single exon. The coding region runs from base 1 to 567 and encodes 188 amino acids. Gene Ontology annotation, molecular function: transcription coregulator activity. Gene Ontology annotation, biological process: regulation of transcription by RNA polymerase II. Gene Ontology annotation, cellular component: mediator complex.